This is a messenger RNA of Drosophila takahashii, 1475 nucleotides long. RefSeq names its product protein phosphatase 1 regulatory subunit 21. Gene Ontology annotation, cellular component: early endosome; membrane. NCBI's taxonomy places the organism in Eukaryota, Metazoa, Arthropoda, Insecta, Diptera, Drosophilidae. The record is from RefSeq and is a predicted model, not a curated record.
CACGCGACGGUACACUGCAAUGCCAGCUUUAUUUGUUGGUCAAUUUGUUUAAAACAAUUUAAAAAGCGUACGCAUAGCUCCACCGCCGGACACCAGCGACUGCAGAAGGCCGGCCUGGAUGGCAGAGAAACCGGUCGCCAUGGAGGGCACCGUGCCGGAGGCCAAGUACCAGAAACUGGCCACAGAAUACUCAAAGCUAAGGGCCCAGGCGACGGUGCUGAAGAAGGCGGUGCUCGAGGAGCAGGCCAAGGAGGCCAGCCUGCGGGAGCAGGUGCAGCAGUAUGCCACCUCGUUGCGGCGCACGGAGCAGGAGGUGGACUCCCUGGGCUUCCGCAACAGGCAGCUGGAGUCGCGCGUCUCCCAGCUGCAGCACGAAAUCUCAGUGCACGAGCAGCCCGGCGGCAGGCGGGGAUUGCAGCAGGGCAACAGGCGAACGGAGGCGGAUCCUCCAGCGGAUGCCGCCCAAGAGGCACUCAUUUUCGAGGAGCUGCAGAAGAAAAUCAUAGAGAAUGCGCAGCUGACGUCGUUGAUUGACGACAAUCAGCGGGAGCUUCUGCUGCACACGGAGCGCAUUGCAGCACUGGAACAAAAGCUGGAGAAGCGCAUCGGCGACCAGAACGAACUCGAAAAGCGACUCAGAAAGGAGGUGGACACGCUGCAGCACAGAAACAGCGAGCUGGAGACCAAGCUCGUGGAUGCGGCCAGCAUGCUGGGCAGCGAGGACGCCCUCAGCGCCACCGGCAGCGAUAAUACUCCACUCCACAAUCUCCAGCAGCAGUCGAACAGCCACCAACUCACCUCCGACGAUCGCUUCGCGCUGCUCGAAAAGGAGGCGGCCCACUGGCGGGCCCAAUUCGAGGUGGCGAAGCUGCACCAGGCGUUUGUCUCGAACCCCAGCAAGGAUCUCAGCACCUGCAGCUGCAGCACGGCGGCGGCGGGCGUCACUGUGCGACCGGCCGAGCCGGAGACCAAGGGCAGCCAGCGGGCGCGCGACUCGCUGCAGGAUCCCCCCGAGCCGCCCAGCAAGGAGCAGCUCAUCUACAGUGUGUUCAGCAAGAAGUUCGAGGAUCUGCUGCGACUCAAAGUGCAGGCGGAAUCCAAGCUGCGUUCGUACGAACUGGAGGUGCAGCACCUGCAGAACUGCCUGGAGAACGCGACGCACGAACUGAAGGCCAAGGACGAGCAGCUGGCCAGCUUGGGCGGAGCCCUGCAAAUGCUCGAAGAGGAGUUGACCACGACGCGUAUUAACUACGAGGAGCAGAUCAGCGUGCUGACGGAGCAGGUCAUCAGCCUGAGCGACCAACUGGCCGCCUGCAAAUGAGCUUGGCCGCCCUGCUGCUUUACUGUAUAUUCUUGUAAAAUAACUAACCGGGAACGCCCGCUCCCUGCUGUUUUGUUAUUGUCCGACGCCCUCGACGUGUAUAUAACUGAACAUUAUAUGUGUAUUAAAUAAUUCUCUAAAGUUUACAAUGUGA